UGCUCUGCGAUGCAUUAUAAAGAGGCCUCGAACGUAACGCAAUUCAUCUCAUCAUCUUCUUCCUAGAAGUGCCAGAAGAAACCAAAUGGGUCUCAAGGAGGAUUUUGAGCAGUACGCUGAGAAAGCCAAGACUUUGCCUGACACUACAACAAAUGAAAACAAGCUUAUCCUCUAUGGAUUGUACAAGCAGGCCACUGUUGGACCUGUUAACACUAGUCGUCCCGGGAUAUUCAACAUGAGGGACAGAGCCAAAUGGGAUGCAUGGAAGGCUGUUGAAGGGAAAUCCCAGGAAGAAGCUAUGAAUGAUUACAUCACCAAGGUGAAGCAGCUUCUGGAAGAAGCAGGAAUGGCUGCUUGAUAAGAUCUUCAUUAGCCUUGCUUUAUUUAUAUUUCAACGUGUUUGCUAAAUAAGCAUAAGCAGUUUUUAGUCUGACACUGUCCAAUGCUUCCUCUCAUUAUGUGAUGAAUCAAACUGUGACUUUGUUUAGUUAAAUGUUCUUAUAGCUUUAUGGAAAUUGGUUGUGGCUGAGCCAAUGAGUGGAAACAAGUAGAAGAUAUUUAUAUAUGGUUGGAUUGAAAUGGUUUCUACUUUCAAUUCAUUUCGCC
Molecule: messenger RNA, 606 nt
Organism: Neltuma alba
Lineage: Eukaryota; Viridiplantae; Streptophyta; Magnoliopsida; Fabales; Fabaceae
Product: acyl-CoA-binding protein
Exons: 4
Coding region: 86-358 (90 amino acids)
Biological process (GO): fatty acid metabolic process
Molecular function (GO): fatty-acyl-CoA binding
Source: RefSeq, a predicted model, not a curated record